GCCCAAUGAGAGACUGACUCUGGGCUCAAAGGGGCGGGGAGGAAAGGACGACUUCGUUACGCUAGGAGAAGGGGGCGGGCCCUGCAACGUCGGACAGAACGAGGGGACGCAACGGAGGCAGGCCGGAGCCGCUGCCGUCGCCAUGACCCGCGGUAACCAGCGCGAGCUCGCCCGCCAGAAGAAUAUGAAAAAGCAGAGCGACUCGGUUAAGGGAAAGCGCCGAGAUGACGGGCUUUCUGCUGCCGCCCGCAAGCAGAGUGCCCCAUCAUCUCUACCCCCAGGGACUCGGAGAUCAUGCAGCAGAAGCAGAAAAAGGCAAACGAGAAGAAGGAGGAACCCAAGUAGCUUUGUGGCUUCGUGUCCAACCCUCUUGCCCUUCGCCUGUGUGCCUGGAGCCAGUCCCACCACGCUCGCGUUUUCUCCUGUAGUGCUCACAGGUCCCAGCACCGAUGGCAUUCCCUUUGCCCUGAGUCUGCAGUGGGUCCCUUUUGUGCUUCCUUCCCCUCAGGUAUCCUCUCUCCCUCUGGGCCAUGCCUGGGGGUGAGGGGGUUACCCCUUCCCAGUGUUUUUUAUUCCUGUGGGGCUCACCCCAAAGUAUUAAAAGUAGCUUUGUAAUUUC
Messenger RNA from Ailuropoda melanoleuca (giant panda), 619 nucleotides. It is a transcript of the gene SERF2, whose product is annotated as small EDRK-rich factor 2. NCBI's taxonomy places the organism in Eukaryota, Metazoa, Chordata, Mammalia, Carnivora, Ursidae. Bases 143 to 544 code for a protein of 133 amino acids. The transcript has 3 exons. The record is from RefSeq and is a predicted model, not a curated record.